This is a messenger RNA of Oxyura jamaicensis (ruddy duck), 2973 nucleotides long. RefSeq names its product Rho guanine nucleotide exchange factor 11 (gene ARHGEF11). Gene Ontology annotation, molecular function: G protein-coupled receptor binding; guanyl-nucleotide exchange factor activity. The record is from RefSeq and is a predicted model, not a curated record. The transcript is spliced from 29 exons. Gene Ontology annotation, biological process: G protein-coupled receptor signaling pathway; intracellular signal transduction. The annotation marks the transcript as partial. NCBI's taxonomy places the organism in Eukaryota, Metazoa, Chordata, Aves, Anseriformes, Anatidae. Gene Ontology annotation, cellular component: cytoplasm.
UUGCCGAGAAGGGAACAGGUCCCAGGGCCCGGCGGUGCCGUGGGGUUGCUGCCCGACCCCGCUCUCCCCCUCCGCAGGUUGAGCAGCCUGUCUUCCCUGGGCGAUUCGUCUUCGGAGCGGAGGUCUCCAGGGCACCGCCGCCAGCCCUCUGACUCCUCCGAAACCACAGGUCUGGUCCAGCGCUGCGUCAUCAUCCAGAAGGACCAGCAUGGCUUCGGCUUCACGGUCAGCGGGGACCGCAUCGUCCUCGUCCAGUCCGUGCGGCCAGGAGGAGCAGCCAUGAGAGCCGGGGUGCAGGAGGGCGACCGCAUUGUCAAGGUGAACGGCAUGAUGGUGACCAACAGCUCCCACCUGGAGGUGGUCAAGCUGAUCAAGUCUGGCGCCUACGUCGCUCUGACCCUCCUGGGCUCCCCCCCGCCGUCCGUGGGGCUCUCCAGCUCCCAGCAAGACGUGAGCACGCCGGGGGCUCCCCGCCUCGCCCCCGCUUGCCCCCCGCCGCCCCCCCCCCCCCCGCGGCCCCCGCCGCAGCGCAUCCCCGGCCCCAGCCCCCGGCAGGACCCCGAGGUUCAGAAGCACGCCACGCAGAUUCUCCGCAACAUGCUGCGGCAGGAGGAGGCAGAGCUGCAGCGCUUCUACGAGGCGUACAGCCGCAACCCCGCCACCGUGGUGGAGGAGCAGAUCGAGGGGGCACGCCGGCGGGUCAGCCAGCUGCAGCUCAAAAUCCUCCAGGAGACCGGCGGCUCCGUGGAUUCGGGGCGGCUCUGCGGGGACUCCGGCUUGGCUGCUUUCAGAGCGGCAGAAGGCGUCCUGUGGGUGGCGUCUUGCGGCGGGGGCAGCGGCUUGGAGUCGGGCACAGAGCGGUUCCCCUCCGUCAGCGAGAUGUCCCUGAACCGCAACUCCGUCCUCUCGGACCACGGCCUGGACAGCCCGCGCACCUCCCCGGUCAUCGCCUCCCGCCUCUACCAGCACCACCGCCGCCAGGGCUCCGACACCCCCUUCGCCCCCACGGCCGAGCAGGGAUCGGAGCGCGCGGGACGACCCCUCAUCAUCGGGCCGGAGGAGGAUUACGACCCGGGAUACUUCAACAACGAGUGCGACUCCCUCUUCCAGGACCUGGGCAAGCUCAAGGCGCGGCCGGCACACCUGGGGGUCUUCCUGCGCUACAUCUUCUCCCAGGCCGAUCCCAGCCCCCUGCUCUUCUACUUAUGCGCAGACGUGUGCCAGCAGGCGGCCGCCAAGGAUUCCCGGGUCUUGGGAAAGGAAAUCUGGAACAUCUUCUUGGACAGGAACGCGCCUCUCCGAGUGAAAGUGUCGGAGCAGCUCCUGGCUGAGAUCGAGACUCGCCUGCGGAACGGGGACGAUGUCCGGGCCGCCCUCUUUGAGGCUCAGGAGAUGGUGAUGCCCGAGAUCCAGGAGCAGAUCCAGGACUACAGGACGAAGCGCACCAUGGGGCUGGGGAGCCUGUACGGGGAGAACGACCUCCUCGACCUGGACGGGGACCCCCAGAAGGAACGGCAAGUGGCCGAGAAGCAGCUGGCCCAGCUGGGUGACAUCCUGUCCAAAUAUGAAGAGGACAGGAGCUCCCCCAUGGCCUUUGCCCUCAGCACGUACAUGAACCACACCGGCAUCCGCAGCCGGGAGCCGCGCGUGGCCAGCGAGAAGGCGCAAGCCCUCCCGGACAAGGACAAGUGGCUGCCCUUCUUCCCCAAGACCAAGAAGAGCAGCAGCACGAAGAAGGAGAAGGAUGCCAUGGAAGACAAGAAGCGCAACCCCAUCCUCAAGUACAUCGGGAAGCCCAAAAUCACCUCCCAGAGCACAUUUCAUGUCCCUUUGUCCCCUGUCGAAGCAGUCAAACCCGGCAAUGUGAGGAACAUUAUCCAGCACUUUGAGAACAACCAGCAUUACGAGAGCCAGGAGCCCGGCACGCAGCGCCUCUCCACCGGCAGCUUCCCCGAGGACCUGCUGGAGGCCGACGGCUCCCGCGCCGAGGUCAAGCUGGGUCGGUCGGAGAGCCUGAAAGGCCGCGAGGAGAUGAAGAAAUCUCGGAAGGCAGAAAACGUGCCCCGCUCCCGCAGCGACGUGGACAUGGAUGCCGCAGCCGAAGCCACCAGGCUUCACCAGUCAGCGUCGUCCUCCGCCUCCAGCCUGUCCACCAGGUCGCUGGAAAACCCCACGCCCCCCUACACGCCCAAGAUGGGACGCAGGAGCAUCGAGUCGCCCAGCCUGGGCUUCGGCGUCGACCCCUUCCUGCCUCACCUCCUGGAGGACGAGCAGGGCCAGCUCUCGGACCUGGAGCCCGAGCUGGACUCGCAGAACUGGCAGCACACGGUCGGCCGGGAGGUGCUGGCCAACCUGCCGCAGAAGGAGAUCGACCGGCAGGAGGUGAUCAACGAGCUCUUUGCCACCGAAGGGUCUCACCUCCGCAUCCUCCGGGUCCUCGACCUCCUCUUCUACCAGCGGAUGAGGAAGGAGAGCCUGCUGUCCCGCGAGGAGCUGGCGCUGCUCUUCCCCAACCUCCCAGAUGUGAUCGAAAUCCACAAUUCUCUCUCCGAAUCCAUGAAGAAGCUCCGGGAAGAAGGACCAAUCAUCAAGGAAAUCGGGGAUCUCAUGCUGUCUCGGUUCGACGGGCUGGCCAAGGAGGAAAUCCAGCAGGUGACCGCGGACUUCUGCUCGUACCAGUCCAUCGCCCUGGAGCUGAUCAAAACCAAGCAGCGCAAGGAGACCCGGUUCCAGAUCUUCAUGCAGGAAGCAGAAAGCAACCCGCAGUGCCGGCGCCUGCAGCUCAAGGACUUGAUCAUCUCCGAAAUGCAGCGCCUCACCAAGUACCCGCUGCUGCUGGAGAACAUCCUCAAGCACACCGAGGGUAGGGGCUGGGGGGGGGCUCACAGUUGGUCGGGGCAAUUCUCCGGCUUCUCCAGGACGCCGUUGUCCAUGACGAAGCGCAGGACCUGCUCGUUGGACAUGCCCUGGUAG